CUCUCAGUACAGUUUAACGUUCGCGGAAAAUGGUCGUGUUCAUUGUGAUUUUCGCGCUUUUCGCGAGCCCGAUAGAGACUCUCGCGCAGACACAUGCAUCAAUAUACGUCGACGUGGCUCCCGAAGUGGAGAACCUGGAAGUUGAGAAGCGGUAUACACCUGAACUUCUUGAUGAGCUGCAGUCUGCAAAGGCCGAUGCACUCCUCCUCUACACAGAGUACACGGCUCAGGCUAGCACUGAUAUGAAGACCUUCAUUAGAAAUAUAUCCCGAUUGACAGAAGAUACUGUGAGAGGCAUGAACAAGACUUUGCUGGAUAGCGCUCCUUCCACAUGCAGAACAGAAUUCGAGAAGCAUCUAAAGAAGAUAGAAUAUGACGCUCACCGCGCUGCUACGUUUAGCGCCGAAAAUCAUCACAAGUUUUUCUUGGGGCAUAUGAUCGUCUUUCGCAUGCAUUUGAAUAAGAGUGAAGAAUACAUACGAAAAUGCGAUACGAUUAUAAAAACCUGUGGUACUGCUUGUGAAACAACAUCUCGUAUGAUUCGGUGGAGGCGGCUUGCGCUAUCUGAGAUCAACAGGGUACGAGAUGAUAUACAACAUUCACGUCAAUCUUACAAGGAUCUUCUGCUCCAUGUACACCGUAAGCUCAACCACUUCCGGCGACGCGCCAACUCGCGGUCAAAAGAGGCUAUCGCGAGCUUAGAGGCUUGUACUAGGCACAGAUUAUGAAUUUAGACGUGCAGUUAAUACAUAAUAUGUAUUUUGACACGCUAUGUGUAGUACAAUUAUUUUCAUGUUAUGAAUUAAUGUUUGUAGCAAAUUAACAAUGCAAAUGGUAACCUAAAUUAGGAUAUAUCUUAUAAGUAAGAAAAUUUACGUACAUUAAAGCCGGAAACUAAUCACAAAUUUAUUUACGAGGAAAUGGUCGAUUACGUAAUCAAAACCGAUUGAAUCAAUUGUUUACUUUAUACCAUUAGUUGCCUGCCUUACAGUCUUCUAUCUAUAGAAUAUCCAUACAAUCUAUUGCACUCCGGAUAUUGCUGCAUGAACUUCCCAAUUUAAUUCCGUCAUCUCCUUUCCAACGCUUAUCUAGAAGCACGCUGGAGUUUCACACCUUGUAGUCGACAUCCCCAGGUGCCGCUCGGCAAGAUCUAUUCGUAGGUUCUUUAAAAAACUGCAAAGGAUUACCUUGCCCCCUUCCAUCUUACCUGGACAGUAUAAUAUGGGUUCGUUUAAGCGGCGGUUAAACAGGUAUUUUCUGGACCGGCGGAUUCUCUAAUAGAUCAUUGCUGAAAAUCCAGUUCUCUAUAAAGAAAUAUAUAGAUAUAAUAUAAUUGUUGUUAAAAGUUCCUGAUUGGUAUUAAAAUUUAUAAUAUAAAUUAAAUGAAUUAUUCGAAUUUGAACGACGUUGAUAAUCGAACGAGUACUGUUAUUAUAGUAUUAAGUUUAUAAUUGUAUAUAAAAAUGUUUAUAGAGAAAAGUUUACUAGAUUUUUGGAAUUUUCAUUAUGAAAACAGAUUGAAACCACUCCAUUUUGUUCUUACAUAAAUUGAAGUCAUAUUUGAGGGUUUACAUAUACAGGUGUAUGUAAUAAUUAGCUGUUGAAAAUUAUAUAUGUGCCAUACUCGUAUAUGUAGAUAAUUAUUUUAGUUCUUAGUUCUAAUUCUUUUGUCUAUAAAUUAUGAAAUUUAUGUAUGUUAGGUUUCCGUUUUUAUGUUAUGCAAAACUUACGUCCUAACAUUGCAACAUUUUUGUCUGGUGUUUAAUCGUAUUUAUUGAGAGCUUUAUAACCUAGCUGAUCUUAAUGAAAUUUGUACUGUAAUCUAAGUGUAUUUCGAUCGAGUCACAGCCAUUUUCUAAGCUUUUGUUUUUGUUUUCUAUUACAUGAACGUGUUGAUCUAGAUUUUUGAACGUAGUAGUAGUUUGUUUAUGAUUUACUACAAUACUUUGAUCCUGGCUCAUUGAUUGUAAUGUUUCUGAGUAAUAUAAACAUUAUCUGUCAGCUCUUCUAUAUUAGAUAACUUCUAUACUAGAUAACUUCGCAAAAUGUACACCUAAAGCAGAGAUGUAGGGUAAUUUGCUAUGUUUUUAGAUUGAAUACGAAAGAGAAUCGCUUAUCGAAUAGAUAUUUGAGAGAAUACCAAAUCUGACGUUUUAAACCUAACCCCGCUACAUCUGUGCUGCCAUCUAGGGCGUCAUAACAUGUCCAACAGGACGAAAUAGUUAUGUAAAAUUGUACUUAGUCUCACUGUGAUAGUCGUAAUUUAAUAAAUUAAAGUAAUCUAUUGUAAUAACAAAGUGUUAUGUCGAGAGUACAAGCAUUUUAGAUGAUAACAAUUUUUUGUUGUUAAUAUUAUGAAUUAGUAGAUUAUUUUUAUAAUAAAGUCUUAAC
Molecule: messenger RNA, 2391 nt
Organism: Pieris brassicae (large cabbage white)
Lineage: Eukaryota; Metazoa; Arthropoda; Insecta; Lepidoptera; Pieridae
Exons: 6
Coding region: 30-728 (232 amino acids)
Source: RefSeq, a predicted model, not a curated record